AUGGUCCGGGGCUUUCUCGGAUUAUUUUUUGUUACUGUUAUUUGUGGGGUCCUAGGUCAACAGAUUCCGGUUCAAACUCUCCACGCAGUUGGUAAUCUCAUAAAAGACCGGUACCCUCCCCAGUCCAGAGGCUCUGAUCAGAAUACAAUAGGAGAUCCCAAACGUGAGGAGCUCAUGACAAUCCGAGAAUUGGAAAUACAACGUCGCAAGCAACAUUUCGAGAAAAAAGAGCGUGUCGGAGGAUUGCAGAGGCUGAAGCGUCAGCAGACUCCUCCGGACGCGCAGGCGGAAGGCAGAAGGCACCACUCGAUUUAUGAUCCUCUCGCCUGGACUGAGGCCUUUGCCGAUGUUUUGGUCGGUCACGGGGGGCUGUUCAGCGGUCACGGGGGGCAUUUCGGCGGUCAUGGGGGGUUUCAUGGCGGUCAUAGUCAUGGGAAUCUCUUCGGGGGGCAUCAGAAGAAAAAGAAGAAGAAGAAACCUCAUGGCGGGCAUUUUCAACAGCUAGGGGGGCACAAUCACGGGCAGGGCAGCCAUGGAGGGCAUUUCGGGAGUCAUGGGCAUGGUCAUGGCAGCCAUGGAGCUCCGCAGAUUCUCGGAGGGAAUAAUCACCCCUACGAAGUAACCGAGAACCUCGACGACGUCGCCCCGCAGGGAGGUUUUUUCUCCUGGUUCCAACCAACUCGAAGGCCCCUUCAGAUCCAAAACAAAAUCGCCCCUAGAUAUUGAUACAGAGUUUGCUCUUCUCCGUAAAAAAAUCCCGACAAACAUCUUCAAUGUCGAAACAUGAAAUUGAUGCGUCACCUGCAGAAAAACCUCAGCAAAAUAACAGUGAUUUGCAGUAUAAUUUUUCAUACCAGUGAUUGCUGACGCAAUUGGAUUAAGCCAGCUCUCAGAACCUCGUGAUUACAAUUGUACAUAAACAAUCCAUUACAUAUGAAUCUCAUAAUUUAAUGAGUUGGAAAUUUUCCAGC
Messenger RNA from Diachasma alloeum, 971 nucleotides. RefSeq lists its product as uncharacterized. The record is from RefSeq and is a predicted model, not a curated record. The transcript is spliced from 4 exons. Bases 1 to 726 code for a protein of 241 amino acids. Lineage: Eukaryota; Metazoa; Arthropoda; Insecta; Hymenoptera; Braconidae.